Psilocybe cubensis is the source of this 1206-nucleotide messenger RNA. RefSeq lists its product as uncharacterized. The coding region runs from base 1 to 1206 and encodes 401 amino acids. The record is from RefSeq and is a predicted model, not a curated record. Gene Ontology annotation, molecular function: S-adenosylmethionine-dependent methyltransferase activity. NCBI's taxonomy places the organism in Eukaryota, Fungi, Basidiomycota, Agaricomycetes, Agaricales, Agrocybaceae. The transcript is spliced from 11 exons.
AUGGAUCCAAGUAUAGAAGACAUCGAGGAAGAGCAAAGGCAUUUCGCCAAUGUGAUCAGCACAUUCAAUAACUAUGCCCAAUUCACAUUAUCUGCAAACAACCGUCGAAGGAAAGACGUCUAUAUCUUGCCCAAGGCCGAUCAAGACCUUUUGGAGGGUUUGGGAUACAAGGAAAAACUCGAGGCCGUCGACAAAGCCAUCAUCGCCAAUGCCGACUUUCUGCACCAAAUGGUAGAUGAUCCAAGGAUCUUCGGCCACGAAAUAGACGACGACGAGGACCAUUCCGAACCUGCGCCUCACUCGCAUAGUCAUGAUGCCGGAACAUCGCACUCCCAUUCACACUCCCACUCGCACGCGCAGCCGCAACCUGGACACUCGCACUCCAAUAGUGGGCCCACGAGAGGAAAAUACCGGCCGACAGAAGCAGACAUGGACAAAUUGCGAAGUACUCUGAAACAACUCGUGCGCGAUUGGAGUGAAGAGGGAAGGUCGGAACGGGAAGUGUGUUAUAAGCCGAUCAAAGACGCUCUCGUGAAGCAUUUUGCGAAAGUUCCGCCAGAAGAAAGACGCAAUUUGAGAGUGCUGGUACCCGGGUCUGGCCUUGGGCGUCUGUCAUUUGAUGUCGCUCAAAUGGGCUUUGCCUGCCAGGCGAACGAAUUCUCUCACUACAUGCUUCUGGCGUCGUAUUUCAUCUUGAACAAGACUGACCAAGUCAAACAACACACCUUUUACCCAUACGUUCACUCGUUCUCCAACGCUCCUAACCGCGAGUCGAUACUCCAAGCCAUAUCAAUUCCAGACGUCCGGCCGUCCGAUCUGCCAGCCGGUUCAGACUUUUCGCUAGUUGCUGGCGAUUUCGAAGAGAUCUUCGCCAAUCCAGACCAAAAGGGACAAUGGAAUGCAAUACUCACUUGCUUCUUCAUCGAUACUGCCAAAAAUAUCGUCAACUAUCUACGCAUUCUCCACGAAAUUUUGGCGCCAGGAGGCGUCUGGAUCAAUGUCGGGCCGUUGCUAUGGCACUGGGAAAACAACAACUCAAACGACCCCUCAGUGGAAUUAGACAUGGAGGAAGUUAAGGCUCUUGCACGGAAAAUAGGUUUUGAGAUCUCCAAUGAAACCACGAUUGACACCACCUAUACCAACAAUGCCAAAAGUUUGCUUGGUUACGUCUAUCACGCUGCUUUCUGGACCGCAACCAAAAUCUGA